Molecule: messenger RNA, 4041 nt
Organism: Ochotona princeps (American pika)
Lineage: Eukaryota; Metazoa; Chordata; Mammalia; Lagomorpha; Ochotonidae
Gene: SUCO
Product: SUN domain containing ossification factor
Exons: 24
Coding region: 289-4029 (1246 amino acids)
Biological process (GO): protein folding in endoplasmic reticulum; regulation of bone remodeling
Cellular component (GO): cytoplasm; membrane
Source: RefSeq, a predicted model, not a curated record
CCGGGGCCCCGGCUGACGCGGCCGCUUCCAGCGCGGCGGCGUGAGGGGCGGCGCGGCCAGGCCGGCCAUUGGCUGUGCGCGGCGAGGGCGCGGCGGCCGUUGGCGGCCGGCAGCACGGGGCGGGCGGGGCGGCCGCGGCGUCCGAGGGAGGCCCCGCCGUCCUGGCCGAGAGGGCGGCCGGGGCGCUCGGCCGUCGUGCUGCCGCUGCGGCUCCUCCAUCUUGGCCUCGGCGGCGGCGGCUGCCGGGAGGAUGUGCCGCCCUGUGGCGGGGGGAAGAAGGAGGAGAAGAUGAAGCGGUACCGGCGGGCCUUGGCCCUGCUCUCCUGCCUCUCGCUGUGCUCGCUCGUCUGGCUGCCCAGUUGGCAUGUGUGCUGCAAAGAGAGUCCCUCAAGUUCAGCCUCAGCGUAUUACUCUCAGCAUGACAACUGUGCUUUAGAAAAUGAAGGUGGACAAGUCCAGAAAAAGGAUGAAAGAGAGGGAUCUAUCAAUGCUGAAUUACUGGGAAAAUCAGGUUCAGAUUUACCUAUUGCUCCGGAAGAAAAUGAACUAAAAGAUGACCACGUUGUGGAUACACAAAACACAAGAAAGUUGAGUGCACCUGUGGUUGAGACACUCCCUGCGGUUGGUUUACAUGAAGAUUCUUCCAGUGUAGUUGUUGAGAGUGAAAAUGUUGAAAAUAUUUCCAGUUCAUCUACCUCAGAAAUCACUCCAGUCUCAAAGCUUGAUGAAAUAGAGAAAUCUGGUACUAUCCCUGUAACCAAGUCCAGUGAAGCUGACCCGUCAGAAGCUGCUUGUGAAGCUCGUGAGGCCCUGGGGCUGAGCGCUGCUGCUGAGCAGCCUGCCUUCGCCAGCACGCCUGGGAGUCUUGUAGGUCAGCAUACAGAAAAUGUUUCAUCUUCGCACGACAAAGGAAAGAUACCGAAAUCGAAGUUAGAAUCAGAGGUUUCAGGAAGUGAGCAGGCUGAUGGCACUCCCAAAUCUGCCUUGAAUGCUUCAGAGAAUUUAAAAAAUGAGAGUUCUGAUUAUACAAAAUCUGGAGAAAUGGACCCUACAUCUGUGGGAAACCCUAAAGACCCGGAAGAUAUCCCAACGUUUGACGAAUGGAAAAAGAAAGUUAUGGAAGUAGAAAAAGAGAAAAGUUUGUCUGCAGGCCAGUCAAUGCAUCCAUCUCCUAACGGAGGGCCCCCGGCCGUGAAAAAAGUCCAGAAAAACCGGAAUAAUUACGCCUCGGUGGAGUGUGGUGCCAAGAUUUUGGCAGCCAAUCCAGAAGCCAAGAGCACAUCUGCUAUUCUUAUAGAGAAUAUGGACCUUUAUAUGUUGAAUCCUUGCAGCACUAAAAUUUGGUUUGUUAUUGAACUCUGUGAACCCAUUCAAGUAAAACAGCUUGAUAUUGCAAACUAUGAGUUAUUUUCAUCUACUCCCAAAGACUUCCUGGUUUCCAUCAGUGACAGAUAUCCCACGAAUAAGUGGGUCAAGCUGGGAACUUUCCAUGGUAGAGAUGAGCGGAACGUGCAGAGCUUCCCUUUAGAUGAGCAGAUGUAUGCAAAAUAUGUGAAGAUGUUCAUCAAGUACAUAAAGGUGGAUUUGGUUUCACAUUUUGGAUCAGAGCACUUUUGUCCAUUAAGCCUUAUAAGGGUAUUUGGCACGAGCAUGGUGGAGGAAUAUGAGGAGAUCGCUGAUUCGCAGUACCAGUCAGAACGCCAAGAACUAUUUGAUGAAGAUUAUGAUUACCCGCUGGAUUACAAUACUGUGGAGGAUGAAUCUUCAAAAAAUCUCCUUGGUUCUGCUACAAAUGCCAUUCUAAAUAUGGUAAAUAUUGCUGCUAAUAUUCUGGGAGCAAAGACUGAAGACUUCACGGAAGGAAAUAAAAGUAUAUCUGAGAAUGCCACAGCCACAGCUGCACCUAAAAUGCCGGAGUCGGCUCCUGGUUCCACUCCUGUUCCGGCACCUGAGUAUGUGACCCCUGAAGCUGUGCAGGACCCAGAGCCAUCAGCAGACGCUCCAAAAGAGAGUCCCAUUGUACAGCUUGUCCAAGAGGAAGAGGAGGAGGCAGGCCCCUCCACAGUGACCCUUCUGGGCAGUGGGGAACAAGAAGAUGAAGCUGCACCCUGGUUUGAGUCAGAGACACAGACGUUUUGUGGUGACCUGACGACAGUUUGUUGCAUUUCUAGCUUUUCCGAAUACGUUUAUCGGCGGUGUUCGGUUGGAGUGACUCGUUACCUUCAGCACAGCAGAGUUGCUGUGAGCAAAGGAGAGCCUCUGGCAUCAGCUCCACCACAGUUAGUACUUCCUGAAGAAACUGUGGAUGUUUCAGAAACACUGAGUCGAGAGUCGGACAGUGGGAGCGUGGACACGGAAGCCGAGACUGCAGUGCGUGGGGACUUCAGUGGCAUGCACCAAGGCGAUUCGAUGAAUCACACUGCACAGGCAAUUGAACUGGAACCGAGCCACUCUCAAACUCUGUCCCAGUCUCUUUUCUUGGAUAGUACUCCGGAAAUCAGCUCAUUAUCUCAAAUAGAAGUGCCUGAAUCUGUUAAACAUGAGACUGGACAUACACCGUCACAAGUGAUUCUUCAAGAAAGUUCUGUUGAGGUAAACAGUGAAACAGAAAGGAAGUCUGAGAGCCUCAGCCCUCUGGAGAAGCCAUCUGUUCCCCCUGAAACGAAGAAGGGUGGUGAGGUAACGGAUGGUGCCGUGGGAGCAGAUGCUACUUACGCCGUGCCGUCGGAACCAGUAGCGCCACCCGUGCCUACAGCCACUGUGCCGGACAGUGAAGGUGGAGAAGCCGGAAUGAACAGAGCCGACACCCCAAAGCUGGCUUUGACUCUUGGUGGGGAGUCUUCCUCCUUACCUGAAGUGAAAGAAGAAGAGCCUUCUCCAGAAGAUGCACUUUUAAGAGGCUUACAGAGGACAGCUACGGACUUUUAUGCUGAACUACAGAACUCUACAGAUCUAGGAUAUGCUAAUGGAAACCUUGUACAUGGAUCCAACCAAAAGGAAUCAGUGUUCAUGAGACUUAAUAACCGUAUUAAAGCCCUCGAAGUUAAUAUGUCUCUCAGUGGUCGCUAUCUGGAAGAGCUUAGCCAGAGGUACCGAAAACAAAUGGAAGAAAUGCAAAAAGCUUUUAAUAAAACAAUAGUGAAACUUCAGAAUACUUCAAGAAUAGCCGAGGAGCAGGAUCAACGGCAAACUGAAGCCAUCCAGUUGCUACAGGCACAGCUGACCAACAUGACACAGCUUGUUUCAAACUUAUCAAGAACCGUAGCAGAGUUAACCCGGGAGGUUUCCGACCGGCAAAGCUAUCUUGUUAUGUCCUUGGUUCUCUGCGGUGUCUUGGGACUCAUGCUUUGUAUGCAGCGUUGUCGAAACGCUUCUCCGUUUGGUGGCGAUCACAUUCCAAAGCUUCCCGAGGGUGCUCGGUAUCCAAGCCCCAAGAGGUGUUUCUCUUCCUAUGACGACAUGAGUCUGAAAAGAAGAACCUCAUUCCCGCUCAUCAGAUCCAAGUCACUCCAGCUAACUGGCAGAGAAGAAGACACAAAUGAUUUAUACAUAGUAGAACCGCUCAAGUUCUCUCCAGAAAAAAAGAAGAAACGCUGCAAGUACAAAACUGAAAAAAUUGAGACCAUAAAGCCUGCAGAUCCAUUGCACCCUGUAGCCAAUGGAGACAUAAAAGGAAGGAAGCCCUUUACAAACCAGAGAGACUUUUCUAAUAUGGGGGAAGUUUAUCACUCUUCCUACAAGGGUCCUCCGUCCGAAGGAAGCUCGGAGACUUCGUCUCAGUCAGAAGAAUCCUAUUUUUGUGGCAUUUCAGCUUGCACGAGUCUGUGCAACGGACAGUCCCAAAAGACAAAAACUGAGAAGAGGGCGUUAAAACGAAGGCGUUCCAAAGUCCAAGACCAAGGAAAGCUGAUUCAGACUCUGAUACAGACUAAGUCGGGGUCACUGCCGAGCCUGCAUGACCUCAUCAGGGGGAACAAGGAGGUCACCGUGGGCACGCUGGGCGUCACGGCAGUCUCGGGGCACAUCUGAGAGCACCUCACG